Trichobilharzia regenti is the source of this 1018-nucleotide messenger RNA. Lineage: Eukaryota; Metazoa; Platyhelminthes; Trematoda; Strigeidida; Schistosomatidae. The record is from the annotation of a GenBank genome assembly.
AUAUGUCAUUAUUUGUACACAGUUCCAUAUGAAAUUAUAUAAAUGUCAUGAUAUUUAUUUUGGAGGUUUAUUCAUAAACAAAAAUAAGAGUUAUCAAUCAAAAUGAAGUUUUCAAUUAUGCUCAUAGCUAUCUGCAUUUCAAUCUACAUAGAUAGAAGUCAAGCUGAGGGUCAUUAUUCAGAAGCGCCGAUUAUUUUCGGAGCUGAUGGUGGUCCUGAUCGGCGAUUCAUGAAUCAAAAUCUUCAUAUCAUGGGAUACAUGUUGUAUCUUGUAACUAAAUCUCGUGAUGCAAUGAGACAUUACUACGGAGUUGCUUUUUCAGGGUGCUACCAUCAGCAAAGUCUGUGCUGGAUGACAUCAAAAAGAUUCUACAUGUAUAAUGAAGAAGCAACCAAUCAUCCAGAAUUGUCGAAACAAAUUCCCAUCAUUUUCUAUGAUCAAGCACAUGAAUCGGUUCCGGAACUGGCAGACCUUGACUUAACUCGAUGCAACCCAAGAGAAGACAGUGAAAGAAUAGUAUUGGGAAUGCUACAAGCUCUUGAUAGACAUAUAGAACUACUCAAAGACCGAUCAAAAUCUUUCACAUCAAAACAUAAACCGAAGCCUGAAAGUGAUAUUCAAAUUUAUCUCAAAGACCUCGAAGAACUCCAAAAAAUGUUCCCUAUAGAAUCACUGGAGGCAGGAAAACCUGACCUAAUAUGCUCCAGUACUGGAUGCGACUGUCUCUCCAAAAUAUAUCGAAGUCUAAUGCAACUGAAUUUCCAACUACAAAAUCUAUGGAAUGACGGAUUAAAGUCAAAUAUGGAAUAAAGAAUGAAACAGUCAGUAUCGAAUUAGGACGAUUUAACACAGUGUUCAUCAUUCCAAGAAUGCAAAAAACUCUUAUCCUUGAACAGUUACAUUCUAUUUAACCAGUUAACUUGAUAUUGUCUUUUUUUUCAAAAAUUUAUCUGUCAAUUAUUAUAUAACUGCAGAAUAGAUCGUUGUAUUCUUGAUUAUAUUCGCUUCGAACGACGAA